Geodia barretti is the source of this 1007-nucleotide messenger RNA. Lineage: Eukaryota; Metazoa; Porifera; Demospongiae; Tetractinellida; Geodiidae. The record is from the annotation of a GenBank genome assembly.
AAGGGCAGGGCGGUGUCUUGCAGUUUCAGUUUGCAGUUAGCUAGCUCGUUGCUUGGUGGUAGGUUGUUGCAAACAAAUUGCCUGCUCGGAUACCCGCCUGCUCUCUCUCUCUCCACUCGGCGGUGUCUCUCCGUGCGUGCAGUCAGCAAGAUCUUGAGUCCUGACGCAACAGAAGAUUCGACAGCGGAGGAGGAAACAUGCCCAAGACAAAGAGGAAGGGCGGCUCUGCUAAGAUCGACCCGCUCUCGCGGGAGCACUUCACCUUCAGAAAGACGGCCUACCAUGGCUUCCCCAAGGAUCGCUACAGCCAUGGCCUUUGAACCCCAUUACAGUCUCCUAUACAUUGGAACCAAGAAUGGGGAACUGAGAGUGUACGGCCAGCCAGGUGUUGAAUUCUCAUGCUACAGCUAAAUCCGAGGCCGCCAUAACCAGCAUAUCCACCUUCACCGGGAGCCACCAGAUCCUCACCGUGGAGCAGUAACAAACACCGUCUAUUCUGGAUGCUCGUAGGAGAGGGGAAUUCCCCCUCGUUGGAGCAGAAGGACUCUCUCACUCUCGAUCCCGAUGGUGGGAAGACGAUUACGCGGUGUUCGGUGCCAGUUAAGUCAGUGGCAGAUUCUACCUGGGCACAGAGGGCGGCAACAUUUUCGUCCUCGAUCUCCGCAAGUUUAUGUUGGAGACUGACAUCAUCUACUGGAACACGGCCACUGCCCUGAUCCAGCCGACAGCAAAGAACCACCUCGGCUCAGUUCGCUGUCUCUCUCUCAACCCUGCCAACCGUCACCAGCUCCUCAUCGGCUACGAGCAGGGCGUCAUCUCUCUGUGGGACCUCGAGAAAGACGUGGCCCUCAGAAACUACCCACAGUCCGUCCAGGAUUGUCAACAGGUAGAGGAGUCCAUUAGCUGGCAACACGAGGGUCAGAAGUUUGUCACUGCUCACUCGGACUCCAGUAUAUACUACUGGUCCACCAGUAGCUCCAUUGCUCACGAGGGUCCCACUCAGUAUU